GAUCAGAAUAACAACCCUCAGAAGACUUUCUUGAUUAACAUGACUUGCCAAUUUUGCUGGCAGCUGCCACCCUCCAGCUACCUUUGCUCCAAUCCUACCAACUGCAAGACGGUGUCGUGCCCUCGGGAGCGCUACACGGCCAAUUGCACCGUGAGAGACCACAUCCAUUGUCUAGGAAAUCGUACUUUUCCCAAGAUGCUCUAUUGCAACUGGACUGGAGGCUACAAAUGGUCAACAGCCUUGGCCUUAAGCAUCACGCUCGGCGGCUUUGGCGCAGACCGUUUCUACCUGGGACAGUGGCGGGAGGGGCUGGGCAAACUCUUCAGUUUUGGCGGCCUGGGGAUCUGGACGCUGAUAGAUGUGCUCCUGAUUGGAGUCGGGUACGUGGGUCCCACGGACGGUUCGCUCUACAUCUAAGCAUCGCAAACAGUUGGGUGGAUCACCCUGAGGAAUUCACAGUUCGGACUUGAUCUCUCUCUGGAACCACUUGCACGUCUGUUUUAAUGUACAGUAUCUGUACUCGGCCUGCCUUUAUUUUAAGGUAAAAAUAAAAUGACUUGUGGAACGCCUGGCUGGUGUAGAUUUCUUUCUGUUUGGGGGGAAUCACCUUUAUUUUAUUUUUACGAAAAAAACAAAGCCUACAGUACUAUUUCCUUGCUGCGUUGAACAAAUUUAGCACAAAGCAUUGGUGUUUUAUCAUAAUUGUGCCUACUACAAGUGUUAAGGAUGGAGUUGGCUGUUUUAAGAUUAUUUAUGAUAGAGCCAAAAUACAGCCUAUACUAGAGGCUUUGCUGAUUUCCUGGUGCGAGAAAUGAAGCAAAAAAAAUAUCUGAACAAAUAUUUAUAAUAUUUUAUACUUUUAUCUCUUGUAAGGUUUUUUUUUAAAUCGAAAUGUGAACGUGCGAUACGAUAAAUUGUAAUUUCCCAAAGAAAGAGGCUGGUUGAGACGGUUACCAGGAUGAAAUGUUUUAAUUUUAUUCAGCCAAAGAGGCAAAGUGCUCUCUACGGAUGCCGUCCCUCAAUUCAAAAGCUCCAGCUUUGGAGAAUCUUCUGCGGCUUUCUUAGAAAAACUCCAGUGAGAGAACCAAUCCAGGAAGACACAAAUCUGCUUUCCU
Molecule: messenger RNA, 1115 nt
Organism: Thamnophis sirtalis
Lineage: Eukaryota; Metazoa; Chordata; Lepidosauria; Squamata; Natricidae
Source: RefSeq, a predicted model, not a curated record